AUGUCGGGGGUGGAGGUGAUCGCAGUCGUAGCCUGCGUAGCAGCCGUCGUAUCGGCCUACAACGAUGGCAGCCGCAUGUUCACAGCAAUCCGCAAAAAAUGGCACGAGCGCCGCCGCCAACCCGACCAGUCAACCCGGGAUCUGGAAUGGUCACUUGCACGAGGCCACCACGAGAUCCUAUCUCAGUAUAAUAGACACCACCAAGAACUAGGUCGACUAUACGCAGAAGGCGACUCGAUCGCUCGCGAACAGAUGAAGGAUAUCAUCAUCACACUUCAAGGUGCAUUGCUGAGACAUCUCCGCGAAGCACAGGAGCAAGGCUCCAGCUUAGAUCUGAUGGCGCUACAGAUGGAGUCUGAGCAAGGCCGUGUUCGGACCCUCGUUAUUCUGGGUGAUCUUUACCAGCGACUGGCACGGGCGUCGCCUAUUCCGCCUACCAUCUCGAUGACUGUUGAUCCUACGUAUGUGAGAAGUCAGUACAUGUAUGGGGCCUACCUUCCUAAUAACCCGGAUCGAUUCUCGCCAUCCCCUACCCGGGAGCCGAUGUAUCUGUCUGGUGGGUAUCCAGUUUCGUCCGGGGCGUUCCUGCUCGAGGGGUUGUCUGCGUCGCCUACAGAUACGCUGGGUGCAUCCGGCAUUUUCGAGACGAGUCCAUCAUCUCGGAGACGAUCAUCGGGGUUCGGAUCGGCUGUUAGUAGCAUGGGAAGUAUGUUUUCUCGAUCUCCGCGCGGGAGCAGGUCUUCUUUCCCAUCCUCUGCACCUGAGCCUGGGUUCCUUGCCCAACCAGGCUUCUGCCACACCGUCUCGCCAUCAACACCAGAGCCAGUAGCAGAAUUGCCAGUACCGGAAAUACCAGUGCGGUCACCACAAAGACCCAACCUCCGUCUGAGCCCAGUCGAAGAUGACAACCUCUGGGGAGAACAAUGGAGACGCGAAAUAGCAGAUUCAGACGACGACGAAAUCAGCCAUACAUACCAUCCCCAACUCAAAGACGAACCACCAAACCAUCACCUAUCCCCAGUAACCGCGAACAUAGUAUCAAUGCACCCACGCCGCCAAUCCCUCCCACCCCCAUCAAUAGCCUCAACAGACUCAACCCCCUCAAACCCCUCGACAACCUCAACCUCCUCUCACACAACCCUGUCCCCAGCCCCCUCCUCCCAACCCACCGGCCCAAAAUGGUCCCCAAGCAAAACAAACAACUACCUCGGCUUCUGCAAAGGCGCCUGGAAAGUGCACACAGGCUUCCGCGGCUUCAAAAUCCACACAGAACCUGGAAGUGGCUACUACACGCAGGUGUCCUGGCUGCGCUGCGUGAAAUGCGCCUUUGAAGGUCCCAUGGCUGCCAAGUGCAGUAGCAAUAACCCGCAAUUCGACGAUUCCGUGCGCGUCCAUUCACUCACGGGCAUUCGAUAUCGCUGGGAGUUCCUGGCUAAAUCGCAUGUUCCUUGUAAGCGGGCUUCGGCAUUGUCCUUUUCGCCGGUUGCACCGCGGGGUGCGUUUUGUUGUAUGUUUUGUUGUGUGGAGGUUCGCGGCUCCACUGGUGUUUAUGGGAAUUUGGAUACCUUUAUGGCGCAUUUGGGGGAGGUGCAUCGGUUUGUUGGGGCGGGUGCAUUGGCGCUUUUGCCUACUAGUACUAAGUGUGUUUUUGGGAGGGUUGCGGGGGAUGGGGAGUAUUUUGAUGUUAAUAUUUGUUGA
Messenger RNA from Penicillium canescens, 1698 nucleotides. RefSeq lists its product as uncharacterized. The record is from RefSeq and is a predicted model, not a curated record. Lineage: Eukaryota; Fungi; Ascomycota; Eurotiomycetes; Eurotiales; Aspergillaceae. The coding region runs from base 1 to 1698 and encodes 565 amino acids. The transcript is spliced from 2 exons.